CACCACCCUUAGACCUUAUCUACAACAUAUGAAUCGAUAUCCACUGGGAUUCUAUGUCAGAUUAUGGUGUCCAUAACUUCAAACCUCUCCUCUUUAUUUUCGAUUCACAGGUACUUUCUCCCUUCCCUCUAGCUCUUUCUGUAUACAUCAUCUCUAUCAUUAUAUUCAUGAAUGCCUACUCAACACAACGCUGGUAGCUUAAUGACUAUAUAUUCCACUGAUUUCUUUCCUCAUUGCCCUCCUUUCAGUCCCCAAUUGAAGCCCACUUCACAUUCCCAUCACACAUCCAUUGUCACUUGCAGAAACCCUAACCCUAAUGAUGGUUACAACUCUAGAAACUCUCCAAAGGUUGGAGUUUCUGCCGAGGCCAGGCCUGCCCAUCUGCAAUCUUAUGAUUUUAGGGAGACCCAUUUGAUGAAACUCCUCAAUAGGUCCUGCAAGGCUGGGAAAUUCAAUGAAUCGCUCUACUUUCUUGAGUGUCUGGUGAACAAGGGUUACACUCCUGAUGUUAUUCUUUGCACAAAGCUCAUUAAAGGGUUCUUUAAUUUCAAAAACAUCGAAAAGGCCUCUAGGGUUAUGGAAAUUUUGGAGUCACAUACUGAACCUGAUGUGUUCGCUUAUAACGCAGUGAUUAGUGGGUUUUGUAAGGUGAAUCGAAUUGAGGCUGCAACUCAAGUGUUGAACCGGAUGAAAGCUCGUGGUUUUUUGCCCGAUAUUGUUACAUAUAAUAUAAUGAUUGGGAGUCUUUGUAAUAGAAGGAAGCUAGGGCUAGCUCUGAAGGUCUUGGAUCAGUUGUUGCUAGAUAAUUGUAUGCCAACUGUGAUUACUUACACAAUUUUGAUUGAGGCCACCAUUGUUGAAGGUGGGAUUAAUGAGGCAAUGAAGCUUUUAGAGGAGAUGUUAGCGAGAGGGCUUCUUCCUGAUAUGUAUACUUAUAAUGCAAUUAUCAGGGGAAUGUGCAAAGAGGGCAUGGUUGAACGAGCCGCAGAGUUGAUUACGAGCUUAACUUCUAAGGGCUGCGAACCUGAUGUGAUCUCAUACAAUAUUCUGUUACGUGCUUUCUUGAAUCAGGGGAAGUGGGAUGAAGGGGAGAAGCUGGUAGCCGAGAUGUUUUCCAGAGGUUGUGAGCCAAACAAGGUCACUUACAGUAUCUUCAUUAGCUCUCUCUGUCGUUUUGGUAGAAUAGAUGAGGCAAUUAGCGUAUUGAAGGUUAUGAUAGAAAAGGAACUGACUCCAGAUACUUACAGUUAUGACCCACUGAUAUCUGCAUUAUGCAAAGAGGGAAGAUUGGAUUUGGCCAUUGGGAUCAUGGAUUAUAUGAUAUCUAAUGGUUGCUUGCCAGACAUUGUGAACUACAACACAAUCUUGGCUGCUUUGUGUAAGAAUGGAAACGCCAAUCAGGCUUUGGAAAUCUUCAAUAAGCUCAGAGGAAUGGGUUGCCCUCCCAAUGUGAGCUCUUACAACACAAUGAUCAGCGCACUGUGGAGCUGUGGGGAUAGAUCCAGGGCUUUGGGUAUGGUUCCAGCGAUGAUAAGUAAAGGGAUUGACCCUGAUGAGAUUACUUAUAACUCACUCAUAUCAUGUCUGUGCAGAGAUGGACUAGUGGAAGAGGCCAUUGGGUUGUUAGAUGACAUGGAGCAAAGUGGCUUCCGGCCUACCGUUAUCAGUUAUAAUAUUGUUCUUCUCGGGUUGUGCAAGGUGCGUAGAAUUGAUGAUGCGAUUGGGAUGUUUGCAGAAAUGAUUGAGAAGGGAUGCCGACCCAAUGAAACCACUUACAUCUUAUUGAUUGAAGGGAUUGGGUUUGCAGGAUGGAGAACGGAAGCUAUGGAGUUGGCAAAUUCCCUUUUUUCUAGGGAUGUCAUUUCACAAGAUUCAUUCAAACGCUUGAACAAGACCUUUCCCAUGCUUGAUGUUUACAAAGAGCUAAGUAACUCAGAAACCAAGAAGUAGCAUGCAAUGAUCUGCUCUGGACAUUUUCCAACAUUUGGAGGCUAUUAUGAAUUUGGUCUUAACUCUAUUCAGAAUAUUGUGUCAUUCCUCUGUUUAAAUACAAUGAUGUCUUCCCCAGAUAGACAGUUGUAAGGGGCAUGUAACUCAGGCUUGGGGUGCCCAAAUCUAAUCUUCAUGAACGAGGUGAUUUGAUAACAAGGUAUGGAUUGUUCAAGUGCAUUAAAAGAAAAGCAUCGAAGUCUUGGUAUCCUAAAUUACAGACUGUCUGCUCCAUUGAGUGACUGAAACAUUGAAUAUCCAGAAGCUCUGUUGGAGAAAGAAGUUAUCUAGCUGUGCUGAAGAUGUUGCAUUAAUCUUCCAUUUCUUCAUGGGUUAACAUGUCUGAUAGAUUCUGACGCAAUGUUGCUUCUCCUUCCUUCUCUGCAACAUGGAAGGGGAAGAUCUUCCAUUCCCAAGUAGAUGCAUGAGAAGAAAAGAUGUAAUCUUACUAGCUCCUGAAAUUCUCAACAUGUAUUAAUGGGAGAGUCUGCAGAAGCUGUCUCCCAUAGGCUUCUGCAUCUGUAAUCUCACAUCCGGUCAAAAUUAACCAUGUAAUAUAUAUAACUGAUACAAAGGCAAAACUCGCCAAAACUGAGUUUCUUUAUUCCAUCUGCAUCUGUUUUUCUUCCA
This is a messenger RNA of Vitis riparia (riverbank grape), 2619 nucleotides long. RefSeq names its product pentatricopeptide repeat-containing protein At3g04760, chloroplastic. NCBI's taxonomy places the organism in Eukaryota, Viridiplantae, Streptophyta, Magnoliopsida, Vitales, Vitaceae. Gene Ontology annotation, molecular function: protein binding. The coding region runs from base 172 to 1950 and encodes 592 amino acids. The record is from RefSeq and is a predicted model, not a curated record. The transcript has a single exon.